Messenger RNA from Lactuca saligna, 2441 nucleotides. NCBI's taxonomy places the organism in Eukaryota, Viridiplantae, Streptophyta, Magnoliopsida, Asterales, Asteraceae. The record is from the annotation of a GenBank genome assembly.
GUUAUGGACGGAGGCAGUAUCAUCUUCCAGAAUGGUAGGCAAAUCCAUCAAAUCAAUAAAGAGAUUCUUCAAAUAAUUCACACUAGCUAGCAUUCGAAAAGUUCCAUCGUCAAUCUACAGACGAAAUCAAAAAAUUUUUAGGGUUUCCGGAUGCAUUUGAUCCAUGUAGUUUUGAGGAAACUCGUAAUACCUAUAUCUAAGUUGUAGAUUUUGAUAUGGCCUGGUUGCGCGGGAAGGUCGCGUUAGGGAGCUUCCCAGAUUUAGCUGGAGCCGUUAACAAGAUAAGCGAGAGCGUCAAGAACAUCGAGAAGAAUUUUGACAAUGCUCUUGGUUUAGAAGACCAGCCUGCUGUUUCUACAUCCACCAUUGAUGAAAAAGAUGAAUCUUCAACCCAUCCAUCUUUUUCCAAACAAAAGGAAGGCGUUGAUGUUAAAGACUCAACUAACAUUAGCGAGGAACAUAUCUCUCCUGUUAGGGAAGCAAAUGCAGAAAUUUCAACGCCUGAAGAACAUCAUGUUGAAACUAUAAAUCCCGAAGAGCAUCAACAUCACCCUGUGGAAACGAACAUAGGAAUUCCUGAAGAAGUAGAUAACAGUGCUGAAAAAGCCAUAGAUGCAAACACAGUUAUUUGUAAGCAAGCAGAUGGUAUUCUUGGGCUUCCUGAGGAAGAAGAAAACAUUGCUAAAAAACAUAUAGAAAUUGACACUGCAGCAUCUUCCAUUGCUGACAAUCACAUUGAAGCAGAAGCAAAACCAAGUGCCGAUGAUGCUGAGGAUCAAUCAGAGUCUUUGGAGCAUGUUCAAGAUAGUGAAAGCUCAGAAAUUGGUUCAACAAAAAAACCUGGAUCAAUAGAAGAUCAGUUAACAAAUUCUGUAGACCAAGUUUCAACCACUUCACCUGAUUUGCAGAAGAGUGACCAUGAACUAAACGUACAAAACACAGUGACUACUCAAGAAGAUGCUUUAGAUGAGGGGGUGGAUGCAACAUAUGAUGGCCAAUCUGCAAUAGAGUCAGAGAGACAUGAAAUGAUUAAAACUGUCCAAAAAGUGAAUCAGCUUGUUGGUGAUGAUGAGAGAGAUGAAAAAGAACUUCACACAAUUUCGGGAAGCAGAUUGUGUGACAAUGCAGAUUCCAUGGUUGAAGUGGAGACAUUGAAAAGUGAGAUGAAGAAGAUGGAGGAUGCACUUCUGGGAGCUGCUAGACAAGCUCAGGCAAAAGCUGAUGAAAUUUCGAAGCUGAUGAAUGAAAAUGAGCAGCUGAAAUUUAUAAUCGAGGAUCAGAAGAGAAACUCAAAUGAGGCUGGAAUGGAGUCUCUACAAGAAGAGUGUCAUCAAAGGGUCUCGAAUCUUGAACGAAAGGUUUACGCUCUUACAAGAGAAAGGGAUACACUACGUAGAGAGCAAAAUAAAAGAAGUGAUGCCACUGCGCUUCUAAAGGAAAAGGAUGACAUAAUCACUCAAGUUAUGGAAGAGGGUGAAAAGCUUUCAAAGAAACAAGCUGUUCAAGAGUCUACAAUAAGGAAACUACGCGCACAGAUUAGAGAGUUUGAAGAUGAGAAGAAAGGAUUUAUAAGCAAACUACAGGCUGAAGAGAACAAAGUGGAAAAUUUGAAGAGUAAGAAAGCAGCCACAGAGAAACUGCUGCAAGAAACAAUAGAGAAAAACCAGUCUGAAGUUGCAAUACAAAAGGAAUACUAUCUGAAUGCAUUAAGUGUAGCCAAGGAAGCAAAAGCAGUAGCAGAGGCACGAGUAAAUGAUGAAGCUAGAACUGAACUAGAGAUUGACCUAAAGGAGGCCAGGGAACGAGAAUCUAUGCUAAUUCAAACUCUGGAAGAAUUAAGACAAACUCUGAGCAGAAAGGAGCAACAGGAAAUUUACAGAGAAGAUAUGCUAAGGAGAGAAAUUGAUGACCUCCAAAAACGAUAUAAAGCAAGUGAGCAUAGAUGUGAAGUGCUGGUUAUGCAAGUUCCUGAAUCAACCAGGCCUCUUUUGAGGCAAAUUGAAGCUAUGCAGGAAACAACUUCUAGAAAAGUAGAAGCCUGGGCUGCUGUGGAGAGAUCACUAAACAUUCGGCUUCAGGAUGCAGAGGCUAAAGCUACAUCCUUAGAGGAAAAAAACCGAGCUGUUAAUGAACGAUUAUCCCAAACAUUAUCUAGAAUAAAUGUUCUUGAAGCUCAGAUAUCAUGUUUGAGAUCUGAGCAAACACAACUAACUAAGUCUCUUGAGAAAGAAAGACAAAGAGCAUCGGAAAGCAGGCAGGAGUACUUGGUUCUAAAAGAGGAAGCUGAUACUCAUAAUUGUCAUGCUAGUCAGCUCGAAGAAGAGAUGAGGGUACUCAAGAAGAAACAUAAGCGAGAACUGCAAGAAGCAUUGACACAACGCGAACUUCUUCAACAGGUCAACAUGGCUGAUGCAGGGGCGAGGGAGGAUCUGCUCUGGUGA